AUGCCUACUGCCACAGAAUUCUUUGGCAUUACAGCCCAUAACCUCGGUCCACUCACGACUACGUAUACCGCUCCAUCAUCAUGCGCGACCAAUUUGAACUAUCAUGUCUUCGUCAACGCGACUUCACCCCACGAUCUCCUGGCUGUGCCCAGUUGUAGUUGGCCGAAGUACGGUGAUUGUGUUCCCAGUGCCAAAGAAUGGGAAUUAACAGAUCAACAAACCACUACCUUUUAUCAGGGCACAUCAGUUUUUUUUUCGCCAGGCAUUGCUUGUCCCGCCGGUUGGAAUACCGUCGGGUUAUUAGCCCAUACCGAGAGUGGGAAGUUCAGCGCCUCUGGUGUUUUGGCGACACCAGCACCAAAGCUGGAGUAUGAGGAGGGACUUCCGGAACUUGUUUACCCUACCGACUACUGGAAAAAUAUGCUGGAUGAAUCGGAGACCUUUGCAUACUGCUGUCCAAGCGGUUAUGGAGGUAACGUGUAUGGAGAAUGCUCAUCUUUGCUUGGACCGGUCAGCUCUUAUACGUACUCAGAGAUUUGUCAACGAUAUGGUCGUGGUGGCCAGUUGACAAUCAUCUCAUCCGUGGACGGCUUGACAUAUACGGAUGGUGUACUUUCGCUCAUUGAGCCAACUAGAGCUUAUGAAGUCACUUCCACCGCCAUGCUUGACUUGGGAGAGCUCCAGCAAGAGACCGGGAAUGGCUUCAGCGAUAUCGCGAUCGCAUCUUGGACACCUGCAAUACCUUUAGUCUACAAGAAGUCGGAUAUGGACAAGGGAGACAGCGAUGAUAGCGAGACUGGAAGUACGGCUGUUACUGGUGAAGGCAGUGGUGAGAGCGCUGCUUCUACUGUUCAGAGGCAAAGUUUCAUUAGUGUACUUGGGUUGGCAUUGGGAAUUCUGGCCGGUGGUGGAAUGCUCUUUUUUUGA
Messenger RNA from Fusarium poae, 927 nucleotides. RefSeq lists its product as uncharacterized. NCBI's taxonomy places the organism in Eukaryota, Fungi, Ascomycota, Sordariomycetes, Hypocreales, Nectriaceae. The transcript is spliced from 2 exons. Bases 1 to 927 code for a protein of 308 amino acids. The record is from RefSeq and is a predicted model, not a curated record.